GUUGUUAACAAAUUGAACGAGAAUACAUUCAUUAUAGCAAAAUGUUGUACCUAUCAUUAUGUACAUUGGGCCUGAUUUUUAGUUCGACAUACGGGUUGUCCCUUACGGUAACUCCAGCAGUUUUAGAGAUUGGCAUCACACAAAAGUUAGAGGUCAACUGUUCCACAACAGUAAACACGGGCUCAACGAUGGUCAGUCUCAUUUCAUUGAUCAUCUCAAGGUCAAGCACCAACCAAUCGUCAUUCACAGAACUGGCUUCUAUAAAUGUUUUCACAUCUGACAAUCAAGUCAUGUUGGAUGUCAGUGAUGUUACAGCUUCUGGUAAAAUUGACAACAACGGUCUGUCAUACAUUAAACUGAAUUGGGAAUUCCCAGAUUCUAAUAUCUCUGGAAUUUACAGAUGUGAGGCUAACGGAGUGGACCGUGCAGGACACCCAGUGAAUUUGAAUAAACUACAGUUACUGUCAUUUGUUGAACCAGAUAUAAAUUCAUUGGUCAGACAAGUACAGUAUUUGACCAGUUACAUUGAGAACGUCUAUGCCAGGCUUGAAUUAAACAACUUUAACUUAACAGCACAAAUAAAUGAAAUAAAUAUUAAUCUACGUAAUCUGAAAAGUACGAAAUCUUUGCACAGAAAACGAUUAGAAACAAUGAAAUAUUUACUGUUUAACGAAUCCUCUAUAUUUGAAGAUCACUACUAUCUUUUAUCUAGUAAGUUAUGGACAACUACGCCAGAAACUGCAGCAGCUAUUUGUUCGUUGUUCGGUGGUUAUCUUGUGGAAAUAGAUACCUCUUCUGAAUUUCAGUUUGUUCAACAAUUUAUGACAGUUAAUGCCAGUUAUUAUAUUAUACUAACAGGAGGUACCGAUGAAGCUGUAGAAGGGCAAUGGGUAAAUAGGUACAGUGGCAGUGCUGUGGGGUAUUUAGAAUGGGCUAGUGGAGAACCAAAUAAUGGCAUUUUAGCAUAUUGUCUUUACUUAUGGGGUGAUUACAAUUGGCAAAUGGCGGAUGACAUGUGCUACAAGUUACAUAAAAUACAUAAUAUAGGAUAUAUGUGUGAAGUUCCAGCAGGAAACUUGUAG
Molecule: messenger RNA, 1082 nt
Organism: Physella acuta
Lineage: Eukaryota; Metazoa; Mollusca; Gastropoda; Physidae
Source: RefSeq, a predicted model, not a curated record